Messenger RNA from Phoenix dactylifera (date palm), 2523 nucleotides. RefSeq names its product sulfate transporter 3.1-like. Gene Ontology annotation, cellular component: membrane. Lineage: Eukaryota; Viridiplantae; Streptophyta; Magnoliopsida; Arecales; Arecaceae. The record is from RefSeq and is a predicted model, not a curated record. Gene Ontology annotation, molecular function: secondary active sulfate transmembrane transporter activity. Gene Ontology annotation, biological process: sulfate transmembrane transport.
UUCCCUCCCUUUCCACCCAUCCUCAACGCCACUUCUCCUCCUCCCAAACCAAAAACACCGCCUCUCCAUCCUCCAUAUCCCUUUGCUCUCUCUCUCUCUCUCACUUAAUAACUCACCACCUAUUACUUCAAGUCUUGUGCUGCAAGGUCCACAUCUCUCCAUCGAUAGCAGGAUCCAAAACCUCCACAUUUAGACUUCUUUAAAGUUUAACUUCUCACACAGGUUCAAAGCACUAACAUCCUAGUAGUGGUAAUGGGGAACACCGAUCUCGUGUUCCCUGGGACCGUGACCGGGGUGGUGGAGUGCACACGCCGCGUCCCAGUCCCGCCGUCGCGGCCCUUCCUCCAGACCUUUCGUGCCAACCUCAAGGAGACCUUCUUCCCCGACGACCCCCUUCGGCAAUUCAAGCAUGAGAAGGGCUCCCGUAGGCUUAUCCUGGGCCUGCAGUACUUCCUUCCCAUCCUCCAAUGGGCUCCCAACUACUCCUUCAGUUUCUUCAAAUCAGACCUCGUUGCAGGGAUCACCAUCGCUAGUCUUGCGGUACCCCAAGGGAUUAGCUACGCAAAGCUCGCAAAUCUACCUCCCAUUCUAGGCUUAUAUUCCAGUUUUGUGCCGCCACUGGUGUAUGCAAUGAUGGGGAGCUCACGGGAUCUGGCCGUGGGGACGGUAGCGGUGGCGUCGCUGCUGAUAGCAUCGAUGCUGGGGAAGGAGGUCUCGGCAUCAACGAACCCGGGGUUGUACCUUCACUUGGCGUUCACGGCAACGUUCUUUGCCGGAGUCUUUCAGGCGACCUUGGGAUUAUUGAGGCUUGGUUUCAUAGUGGACUUCCUCUCACAUGCAACCAUAGUGGGCUUCAUGGGGGGUGCAGCUACAGUGGUGUGCCUCCAGCAGCUAAAGGGGAUGCUGGGCCUCGAACAUUUCACCGCAGCCACUGACCUUGUCUCUGUCAUGAAGUCAGUCUUCAGUCAAACCCACCAGUGGAGAUGGGAAAGCGUGGUUCUAGGUUGCAGCUUCCUCUUCUACCUUCUCCUCACAAGAUUCUUGAGCAAGAGACGGCCCAAGUUCUUCUGGGUUUCUGCUGCAGCCCCAUUGAUGUCAGUGAUACUGGGGAGCCUUCUGGUGUACUUUACUCAUGCUGAAAACCAUGGCGUCCAAGUGAUUGGAUACUUGAAGAGGGGCCUAAAUCCACCCUCCGCAGCUAGUCUGAACUUUUCAUCGCGAUACAUGUUGGUAGCACUGAAGACUGGCAUAGUCACCGGGAUCAUUGCACUUGCUGAAGGGAUCGCCGUUGGGAGGAGUUUUGCCAUGUUCAAGAACUACCACAUCGACGGUAACAAAGAGAUGAUUGCUUUUGGGAUGAUGAACAUUACUGGAUCACUAACAUCAUGCUACUUGACCACUGGGCCAUUUUCACGAUCGGCUGUUAACUACAAUGCCGGGUGCAAGACAGCAAUGUCGAAUGUAGUAAUGGCAGCUGCUGUGAUGGUCACUCUGCUUUUCCUAACACCAUUGUUCCACUACACCCCCUUGGUGGUCCUCUCUUCCAUCAUCAUUUCAGCAAUGCUUGGCCUUAUCGAUUAUGAGGCGGCGAUCCACCUCUGGCAGGUCGACAAGAUUGACUUCUGUGUAUGCUUAGGUGCAUACUUGGGGGUCGUCUUCGCCAGUGUUGAGAUCGGAUUGGUCAUUGCAGUUGCAAUCUCGACACUUAGGGUUUUAUUAUUCGUGGCAAGGCCGAGGACCACCGUGCUUGGUAACAUUCCAAACUCCAUGGUUUACCGACGAAUGGACCAGUAUCCGGGGGCGCAGGGUGUUCCUGGAUUGUUCAUACUCCAUAUCGAUGCUCCGAUCUACUUUGCCAAUGCUAGCUACUUAAGAGAGAGAAUCUCACGGUGGAUUGACGAGGAGGAAGACAAACUGAAGUCCAAGGGGGAGACUAGCUUGCAGUACGUAAUCUUGGAUUUGGGUGCUGUGAGCAGCAUUGACACCAGUGGCAUUAGCAUGCUGGAGGAGGUCAAGAAGAGCGUGGAUAGAAGGGGGCUUCAGCUUGUGUUAGCAAACCCUGGAAGUGAGGUACUGAAGAAGCUAGAUAAAUCAAAGGUUCUCGAAACCAUUGGCCAAGAAUGGAUUUUUCUAACUGUAGGAGACGCGGUUGCUGCAUGUAACUUCAUGCUGCACACAUGCAAGCCUGGGGCUGGCACCGAUGGCAUCGCAGUUGAUGACACCAUUGUCUAAGAGAUCAACCAGUUUAAAAGUCCAAUUUGAAACCAAAUCAGAGGAGAUGGAAACCGAGACACACUUGUUCCUUUUGAGUUGCGGCCAAAUGAGUUCGAGCUGAACCCCUUUUUGUUUAGUGGAGGGAGGGGCUUUCUUCUAAUCUCCUUGAGUGAAAAAAGAAAACAAUCUUAUGUUCAAAUAUGCUAGAGAAGUUGACAUCCUGUUACUUCCCUUUUUUGGUUGGGAAUGAAUGCAACUUUUGUGGCUCCCAUGCUUCUUACAAAGAAUCAUGUCACCAUGCACGGCCAA